CCUAUUGAAACGACGUAGCCUAGAUCCUACUUGUCAAUGUAGUUUGCGGAAUUUCGUAGUUACCAGAAUGUCGGUUGCGAGCGUCCACCUGGAAGCAGACGCGUACCUCGUGUGUCUAACUCACGCCCUGUCCACAGAGCGAGAAGAAGUGAUGGGAUUGUUGAUUGGAGAGGUGGAUGAGAAGAGAGUGUCGAGGAUUUCUGCUGUGAUUAUUCUCCGACGGUCGGACAAGCAAGCGGAUCGGGUGGAAAUUUCCCCGGAACAGCUGUCGGAUGCUUCCACCAAAGCUGAGCAACUGGCUCAUCAGCUGCAGCGGCCGAUGCGGGUGCUGGGAUGGUAUCACUCUCACCCUCACAUCACUGUGUGGCCCUCACACGUUGAUGUCCGAACGCAGGCCAUGUAUCAGAUGAUGGAUACCGGCUUUAUCGGGCUGAUUUUCUCUGUCUUUAACGAAGACAAAAACACAAAGGUAAACCGAGUUCAGUUGACGUGUUUCCAGUCGGUGGAGGUGACCUCGCACUACGGGUCAACAGACUAUGAGAGAGUGGAGGUGCCUGUUCACAUAGCUCCGAGUACGGCCAUUAGCCGGGCAUGUCUGGAAUCCAUCAUUAAACUUCCCAGAAUUCUUAGUCAGGAGGAAGAGGAUGCUUACGAACAAACGACUCAAAACAGCCUUGACCUCAUCACUCAGAUCCAUAAUGCAUCAGUGUUCACCAAGUCGGAGUGUCACAUCAUGGAGGUGAUGGGCGGCCCGCUUCUCCAGUCUCUGGAAAACAGACUGGCAGUGAACAGCGUGAAAAUCGCACAACUCCACAAACAGAAGGAGUUGCUGGUCGAGAAACUCAAACAUUUCUAGCGUGUGAAGGCGUGAAUUUUGAAACACAGUAACAUGUUGAUGCAAGACUCACGAUGAUGGCUGUUUUAAUUGACUGCAGGUGUCUUACAGAUAUGGAACAAGAUAUUGUGACAAAACUAAAUCACUGGCCUUUGUGGUGUAAGUAGAACUGGGUGGUAUUGACAUUUUAGGUUCGGUAUCAAUAUUUUUGGGGUGAUUUACCUCUGUAUCAGUACAGUAUUCGGUAUUGAUACAAUACUAAUACCGAUAAUGAUAAUGAGCGGUAUUUUCAUUAUACUCAGAUUUAAAUGCAUGUCCAAGUUAAGUCCCACCGACUAAUUUCAUCUAAAUAAUAAUUUUGAGAUUUUCUUGGGACAGUAAAUUGAUAUUGACACGAUACUGAUACCGAACGGUAUAUGCAGUAUUCCACCCAGCUCUAGGUGUAAGUGAUUUAACCAUCAGAGUUAAGGCUGGUGGGUACUGAGUUCGCAUCCUGGUACAGGUGCAGAUCCAAGGGGAGGGUGCCCGGUGUGCACCCACCCUUGAAUUUUAAAUUGCCCUGAACAAUCCAGUGUUUUGGGGGAUGAAAUGCAUGUUAGUGUACUUUUGAUUAUUGUCGAUGUCCUUUUUAAACAUUGCAUCCCUCCCUGGAUACACUGCUGUAGAAGGCAAUUUGAACUGUAUCCACCCCUGCACCCAGAACAAGUUUUAAUCACGCAUUGGGUGCACGUAGGCUACUACACCAACUUUUUCUCAUCAGGCAGGAGGGGGGGGG
Gigantopelta aegis is the source of this 1610-nucleotide messenger RNA. Its product is annotated as lys-63-specific deubiquitinase BRCC36-like. Gene Ontology annotation, molecular function: polyubiquitin modification-dependent protein binding; metallopeptidase activity; cysteine-type deubiquitinase activity. NCBI's taxonomy places the organism in Eukaryota, Metazoa, Mollusca, Gastropoda, Neomphalida, Peltospiridae. The record is from RefSeq and is a predicted model, not a curated record. The transcript is spliced from 7 exons. Gene Ontology annotation, cellular component: BRISC complex; BRCA1-A complex. The coding region runs from base 68 to 856 and encodes 262 amino acids. Gene Ontology annotation, biological process: double-strand break repair.